AUGUUCAUGCAUUUGGAGGUCUUUUACUGUAUCUUAAUGUUGAUGUCUCACAUGACAACGUCUUGCUGCAGCUGGUCAGUGAAUAAUUUCCUUAUGACUGGACCUAAGGUGUACCUGAUUUACUCCAGCAGUGUAGCAGCCGGGGCGCAGAGCGGCAUCGAGGAGUGUAAGUAUCAGUUUGCCUGGGACCGAUGGAACUGCCCUGAAAGAGCCCUGCAGCUGUCCACACACAGAAGCCUCCGCAGUGCGAACAGGGAGACAGCGUUUGUCCAUGCCAUCAGUUCAGCAGGGGUCAUGUACACUCUGACGAGGAACUGCAGUCUGGGGGACUUUGACAACUGUGGCUGUGAUGACACCAGGAACGGACAGCGGGGGGGUACAGGCUGGCAGUGGGGCGGCUGCAGUGACAACGUGGGGUUCGGUGAGGCCAUCUCCAAGCAGUUUGUUGACACGCUGGAGACAGGCCAGGACGCACGGGCCGCCAUGAACCUCCACAACAAUGAGGCUGGACGCAAGGCAGUGAAAGGGACGAUGCAGAAGACGUGUAAGUGCCAUGGCGUCUCUGGGUCCUGCACCACACAGACCUGCUGGUUACAGCUCCCAGAUUUCAGGGAGGUGGGAAACUAUCUGAAGGAGAAGUACCACCGAGCACUGAAGGUGGACCUGCUCCAGGGGACCGGGAACAGUGCAGCCAGUCGAGGUGCCAUUUCCAAGACCUUCAGCUCCAUCUCUCGUAAAGAACUGGUCCACUUAGAGGACUCCCCAGACUACUGCCUGGAGAACCGUACCCUGGAACUGCCCGGCACAGAGGGCAGAGAGUGCCUGAAGAAGGGCAAGAGCCUAAAUAAGUGGGAGAAGCGUAGCUGUAAGAGGCUGUGCGGGGAGUGUGGUUUAGCCGUGGAGGAGAGGAAGGUGGAGUUGGUGUCGAGUUGCAAUUGCAAGUUCCACUGGUGCUGCGAGGUAAAGUGCGAGCAGUGCCGCAAGACUGUGACCAAGUACUUCUGCGUGAAGAAUGGGGGGCAGAGGGGGAAGAACGAGAGCGUCGGCAGCGGUAGGAAGAACCUGAGGCUGAGGAAGAAGCACUGAGCGGCAUCCAUCUUCAUCACCAUCAUCAUCACUGACGCACUCCAUGUCUUCUCACAAGCUGAUUUUCAC
Molecule: messenger RNA, 1155 nt
Organism: Oncorhynchus masou masou (cherry salmon)
Lineage: Eukaryota; Metazoa; Chordata; Actinopteri; Salmoniformes; Salmonidae
Product: protein Wnt-8b-like
Exons: 7
Coding region: 1-1086 (361 amino acids)
Biological process (GO): multicellular organism development; neuron differentiation; cell fate commitment
Cellular component (GO): extracellular region
Molecular function (GO): cytokine activity; frizzled binding
Source: RefSeq, a predicted model, not a curated record